AUGCGCUUCCUUGCUGAUUCGAUUCUAGAUACUUCAAUAUCGACGAUCUCUUACACUGUUCCAUCCACCCAUGUCGUCAACCACAUCACGCAAUAUUCCGAUACUGUCGUGACUGAUGCUUCGACUUCAGUCACAGACUUUACAAGCUCUAUCCUGGUGACGAUCGACUUAGCUGCCCGAUUACCCAGCAACGGCAUCCCAGGUGGACCUGGACCAACACAGUCCGAACUGAGUGGAGCGACAACCGUAGUGUAUGCACAGACUGUUGCCUCUCCCACAAACUUCUUUGUCUACCGCACAGCUAGAAUUAUUCGUGUUCCUGCCAUCACAGAUUCGAAUGGUCAACUUGUGUGCACCACCGUUUCAACCUUCUUUCCAUCCACAUUCGGCGCCACUCCAAGCUCUGUGCUUUUCCCAGGCGUCAACCCGUACGCCGAAGCAUACUUCAACGGUGCUACAGCAACCAACGCACCCGCUGCAAGUGUUGCAACAGACUUAUCGCUUUCGACCCCAUACCUCGAUAAGCUCCCCACCCCAGCAAUUGCCACAAAUUUACCCGCAAAUGCCAUUCCCUCCACGGGCGGUUUCACACAAAAUGGAUUCAAUGGAUUAAGGGCCGCUACUUCAGGUAGCCUCGAUACAUCAGAGUCAGAUUACGGUUGGGUUGACCCCUUCUUCAUCAAAUUCCUAGCUCAGCAAUCCGACUACCUGAGCCAGUAUCCAGGACUCUCCACCUGUCUCCCAGGUGGCCCUUCCAUCGACCCAGGCAGGCGAACCGCAAACUUAGUUCCUACUCCAACGCUCGCGCCCGCCAUAACAGACACCGCAACCUCAACGACCUACGUCUCAGGAUGCUUGAACACAGCCGCACCAGAAUGUGCCACGGUCCCUCCACCCUCACCAACACCUCCCCAACCAGAUACACAGGCUCCAGAACCCUCUCCGACAUCGGUCGCUCCACCACCACCACCACCAUCUUCAAGCCCCCCACCUCCACCACCUCCACCACCUUCCCCAUCAGCACCCUCAUUCAACCCCGGCGACGAAUCGCCAUCCCAGCUCUCUGAGCUGUUCUCAGCCCUUCAACCUGCUUCUACACCUGUCGCCUCUCCAGUAUCGCCACCGCCACCAGUAUCGAUAGAAACCUCACCACCUCCUCCAGUCGUCACCACUAGUGUUCCGCCUUCUCCCGCAACGACGCUAGAGACUUCACCGUCGCCUCCCGCGGUCACGCCAAAUCCGUCGACAACCCCAGCUGGUGAGUCAAGGGCUACCGCUCCUACUAUAUCUUCCCCCUCGACAUUCCCCGGGGCUGCAAGCCGGGAUGGGCGUGAGCCAUUGUGGUCGCUCUUGAGUCUGUCCCUUGGGCUUGGAAUACUCGGAAUUCUUUAA
Messenger RNA from Bacidia gigantensis, 1392 nucleotides. RefSeq lists its product as uncharacterized. The transcript has 2 exons. NCBI's taxonomy places the organism in Eukaryota, Fungi, Ascomycota, Lecanoromycetes, Lecanorales, Ramalinaceae. The coding region runs from base 1 to 1392 and encodes 463 amino acids. The record is from RefSeq and is a predicted model, not a curated record.